AUGAAAUCAGCCAGCCUGGACCUUUGCAACGACAACACAAAGCACAGGGAGACCGGGGCCGGAUUGUUCAUUGAUAAAGGGGUGAAGACCACCAAUGCAAGUGCCGCAGACCCCCGGGAGUACCUGUGUCUGGACAACAACGCCAGAUUCCGACCUCACCAGAAUGCAGAUCCAAGUCAACCUCGAGUGGCGGCGGUGAUUGACACGCUCAUCUCCUUCAAGAACAACGACAUGGGCGCGUGGAUACGAGGUGGUGACAUCAUCAUACAGAACUCUGGGUUUGCGGACAAUGGAGUGGGAUUAUCCUUUGCCAGUGAUGGCAGCUACCCGAAGGACGAAGGCUCCAGUCAGGAGGCGACCCAGUCUCUUUUCGUGGGUGAAAGCCGAAACCGGGGAACCAACGGAGGGCAGAAUAAAUACUGGGGCCUAGGAGGAACCGAUGGGAAGAUGAGGACCCUUCCCAGAAACAGGACGUUCCCAAUCCGAGGCUUUCAGAUUUACGACGGCCCGGUGCGGCUCACACGGAGCACCUUCCGUGCUUUCAUCCCUACACCAGAACGGUACACCAGCGCCGUGGGUUUUAGCCUGAAGAACACCUGGCAGCUCACGCCCCGGAACAACAUGUCCCACCUCCACUUCCACCCAAGCGUGGAUCUCCGAGCAUUCUUCGGUCGCCCGGGUCAGUGGUUUGAAGAGAACGACCUGGACGGGGACAAGAACUCAGUCUUUCAUGAUGUGGACGGCUCGGUGACCGGCUACAGCGACACCUAUGUCGGCAGGAAAGACAAUUACCUGAUCCAACAUCCCGGCUGUGUCAACAUGUCGCCCUGGAACGCUGUGAUUUGUAGCGGCCGCUAUUCUCAGGUGUACGUCCAGACCCAAGGAGCUUCCGGUCUCGCGCUGUCCAUCAAUAGAGACGAGUACCCCGCAGCGCCCCUGGUUCUGAGGGGCAUUAACAGCCAGGGGGCGCUGUCGCAGCAGUAUCAGCCCGUCCUGAUGAUGAGCAAGAGCUACACGCUGCACUGGAGCGGAACUGCCCCUCGGGAGGUCGUCCUCUCCCUCAUCAACUUUGACAAGGACGACUGGGUGCUGAUUGGACUGUGCUACCCAGCAGGCACUGCCUUUCAGGUCAUGGCCGACAUCAACGACAGGCAGAGCAACACUUUCGAUGACAUCACCGACUACGGGCCCGUCUUCUCUCUCGCCGAGCUGGAGUCGAAACCGUUGGAGAGGAAGUACUUCUUUGACCAAAACGUCGGUUUGCUGUGGCUCUACCUUCGGGCCCGCCAUGGUCGUGAUGGCCACAGCUACUGCUCCUUCAAAGGCUGUGAGAGAGUAAAAAUCACAGCUACGACGUCCUCCCAGCAGACCUGCAACUGCACCGGCAAGGCCUAUCCCAAAUAUGCCAAAAGCCCCUCAGCUGCGGUGCCCAUGCCGGCUGAAAACACGCAACCCUGCAAGGACUGCGGAGCCAAGCAGCGUGUGUUCACGAGUGAGCCGUGGACGUCCUACCUCCAAACACGAGUCAAGUCUCUCAGCGUGAGGGAGCAGCAAAAAGGCGACGCCGAGUCCUUUAUUGCUGCUAAUGAGGAAGUGAUGGCCUUCAAUCAGCCUGGCUAUCUCGUGGUCUCUGUGGACGCCUGCUCGGGAAAAGUCACCACGAAGGUCCAAUUCUCCAAGAUGGACACCAAAAUGAAGCAUCACCUCGAAAAUGGCAUACCGACCAAGUCCAUAGUGCUGGUGGCCACACAUGGUCAGCCUGAAGGCCUGGCUGAUGUGGCUCCAUGUCUUGUCUCUUUGGGGCUGGCCAAGGCUGCUGAUCUUCACAAUAAAGAGAGUCUGGCACUGUGGGCCUUCCAGGGCCGCACCCCCCAUCCUCCUUGGGUCUGGCUCCUUGCGGGCCAAGGGGAUGAGAUCCUGGGCCUGCAGGAGCGCUACUUGCCCCUGGGUCUGGAAGCAUACGGCUGCUCAGCGUCUGCAGCUCAAGACACCCGCAAAGACCUGCAGCUGCUGAAGGAAGCCACAGGACUUGAGUGAACCAAUGUGAACUGCACCACCCACACAAACACACACACACACACACACACUUCUUGCACACAGAACACACACACCAUGUGAACUGCUGAACUUUUUAAUUUAUUAACAAUGGCAUAUAUGUUGUGUUUGCCUCGGGCCUUUAAGUCAAUGCACUUUUUUGUCAAGCCAAAGUCAGCGAAUGGACCUUUUUUAAAUGAAACACAACAAAUCAAAGCACCUAUUUAUAUUCAUUACGUUGUGUGAAAUGAGAACACAAAUGUGAUCAGAAAGAAAGGGCGCAUUAGUUCCACUGAGGCUGGAGGGAGAUGAUGAGCAGUAGGAACAAAUGAGAGAAAACAUGUUCGAUGGGAAGCAAAACUGGAAGGAUGUAGAUGCACUAAGUCAAAUGUGUUCAAAGAAAUGCCAACGCCUCGAAAAACACAACAACAAUAUUUUAAAAGGCUAUUAAACAAAAGCCGAUUUUUUUUUAAAUAAAAGCUGUUCAUACAUCACAUGCUUAUUUAACCCUUGUGCACUCCAAACGGGCAUUACGUUUUUUUAAAUUUAUUUAAUUAAUUGCAUUGUGUUUUUGAUUGCAGCGUCGUUGGAAUAGGUUUCACACACAAAAUAUACACACGCUCUCUGAAGAGCCAUUCGGCCUCGUUGACUCCCUUUAGAACUGUUAUUUUCCAUGACAACCCAAUUCAUCCAAUUCUUUGACCGAUUGAAAAACAAUGUGCCAGAAUGUAUGGUAUAAUUCUCAGAGCUUUGAUGAGCAUAAAUGAGUUAACCUGCCAUUAAAUUGCUGAAAUGCAAUAAAGAUGUUCUUGGGCAGUUAAUAAAUACAUUUAAAAAAGCAUAUGUGUGUGUA
Molecule: messenger RNA, 2887 nt
Organism: Entelurus aequoreus (snake pipefish)
Lineage: Eukaryota; Metazoa; Chordata; Actinopteri; Syngnathiformes; Syngnathidae
Product: cell surface hyaluronidase-like
Exons: 14
Coding region: 1-2037 (678 amino acids)
Source: RefSeq, a predicted model, not a curated record